AAGUCAAUCGAUCCACCAGUCGGUUGUGACAAAAAACAAUUAUUCGGUUUCAAGACCCACGAUUCGGAAUGGUUCUUUUGUGCGGAUUCCGCGGAUGAUGCGGUAACCUGGUGCAUAACAUUGACAGAAGCCAAGGGUAUAGUACCGACAUAUCGUGUGCACAUUCCGCCUGCUGAGGCUCACGGUGGUUACACAGAUGGAGUAAAUUAUUAUCGACAUGGAGCUUAUCCGAAUACAACCGUACCACUGUAUGAUUCAAAUCCGUCAAACAACAUACCUCCUCUUCCGGUGCACACCAUCCGUAGGGCGAAGGAACGCCUGCUGUACAGUCGAAGUUCACUGGGUCUGCUAAAGGCUCGCGGUUGUGGUUUCUCGCUCGGGUUAGAUGGGCAAGCCCCAAUUCUCUUGUUUUGGUUACCUAUCCGAUCGAUCGAUCGAGUGAUUUUCGGACCGGCAUAG
Messenger RNA from Echinostoma caproni, 459 nucleotides. NCBI's taxonomy places the organism in Eukaryota, Metazoa, Platyhelminthes, Trematoda, Plagiorchiida, Echinostomatidae. The record is from the annotation of a GenBank genome assembly.